Molecule: messenger RNA, 1739 nt
Organism: Jatropha curcas
Lineage: Eukaryota; Viridiplantae; Streptophyta; Magnoliopsida; Malpighiales; Euphorbiaceae
Gene: KCO1
Product: Outward rectifying potassium channel protein
Biological process (GO): potassium ion transmembrane transport; stabilization of membrane potential
Cellular component (GO): plasma membrane; plant-type vacuole membrane
Molecular function (GO): potassium ion leak channel activity; outward rectifier potassium channel activity
Source: RefSeq, a predicted model, not a curated record
UUGCCGCUUGCUGCUCUGUUCCAUGCUUUCUCUGUCCCAAUCCCAAUUCCUAAAAGUACGAAAAGAGCAUUCUAGAAAACCAUUUCACUUCACUGCCCAAAGGGAUCAAACUGCAUCAAAAUCCCAACAGUAGAGAAGUCUCGCUGAUUAAUUUUCCAGAUUUUUGCUGAUCAAAACCUCUGCAUAUCUUGAAAAUGAAUAUAGUUCUUCUUCCUCUGGCUCUGCCAAAAAAUGUGAAGAAGGACAAUUCAAUUUCAUUUUAGUGGAGUAGCUUGUAGCUAAGCUGUAAAGGACAAUUAUGCCUGCAGGGUUUAUAGUGGUACAGAUUUUAGAAGGUCUCCUAAGACUGUUCAACUCUUUGUUGUACUAUCUGAAUGGCCUCCAAUGGUGCAAAACUGCCAUUGCUGUCAGGAUUAGUGGAUUCCACGCUUCAAACAAAUAAUGCAUAUGCUCCCAACAGAAGAAGAUUUCGCCGUGUUAAAAGUGCUCCUCUAACAGAGUUUGUUCCCUCAGGUGCUGGUGGUGAUGGCUUGCUUUCACGUCCUGAAUCCAUUGGUGGGAAGCUCCACCCAAGUCUUAUUCUAGUAGCUGCUAGCAUGGCUAUCUACCUUGGUGCUGGCACCUUGUGCUUUUACUUAGUCAGAGAUGAUAUUGAAGGGACGAAAACAAAUCCAAUUAUCGAUUCCAUUUAUUUUUGUGUUGUGACUAUGACUACUGUAGGAUAUGGAGACCUAGUGCCCAAUACUUCCUUUGUGAAGUUACUGGCCUCUGCUUAUGUCUUUGCAGGCAUGGCAAUUGUUGGAUUUAUAUUAAGCAAAGCCGCAGACUACCUGGUAGAGAAGCAAGAAAUGUUACUAAUUAAAGCCCUGAACAAGCACAGAAAAAUGACCCCAAGCAAAACUAUAAAGGAGAUUGAAUCAUACCGAGUGAGAUAUAAGUGCCUUAUUGCUUCAGCCAUUCUUUCAGUUCUUAUGUUCAUAGGAACUAUCGUCCUACGCAAGAAAGAAGGUCUGGACCUCACUGAUGCACUAUAUUGUGUCUUUUCAACUGUCACAACCCUCGGUUACGGAGAUGAGAGCUUCUCAACUAGAGGUGGGCGUGCCUUUGGCAUAUUUUGGAUACUAAUAAGUACUCUUGGUUUAGCUCAGCUUUUUCUCUAUGUUGCUGAGCUAUUUACUGAAAGCAGACAAAGGGCACUGGUCAACUGGGUUCUUACUAGAAAAAUGACCAGCCUAGAUCUGGAGGCAGCUGAUAUUGAUAAUGAUGGGGUUGUUGGGGCUGCUGAGUUUGUCAUUUAUAAGCUUAAAGAGAUGGGUAAGAUUACCCAAGAAGAUAUCUCACUUAUAAUGGAAGAGUUUGAGGAUCUUGACAUUGAUCAAUCUGGAACCUUGUCAGUAUCUGACUUGGUGCUUGCUCAAACACCUCCAACAAAGAGGUGAUCUGAAAUCUGAAUCAUCAACAAGUGGUUGAUAUCAUGAUAUAUAAAAUUAGUACAAUAUAUUCUCAUUUUAAAAGAGGUGAUCUGAACCUUUUCGCUUUCUACAAUUAUAUAAAAAUAGUAUCAUGUAAGGGCUACUUCUAAGGUUUUCAAUGUCUAUUGUAGGGUUGGUUUGUAUAUCAUGUUUUCAAUUUGUACCUUUAGGGUUUUGGAGUUGAAUUCCUCUCAUUUCCUGUCAUCUGGAAUAAAUUUUGCUGUUUUAACUUGUUGCCAAAGAACUACUCAUGUUUGUUUGAAGGUG